Verticillium alfalfae VaMs.102 is the source of this 942-nucleotide messenger RNA. RefSeq names its product methyltransferase. NCBI's taxonomy places the organism in Eukaryota, Fungi, Ascomycota, Sordariomycetes, Glomerellales, Plectosphaerellaceae. The transcript is spliced from 3 exons. The record is from RefSeq and is a predicted model, not a curated record. Gene Ontology annotation, molecular function: methyltransferase activity. Bases 1 to 942 code for a protein of 313 amino acids.
AUGUCCUCCCCCACACCACCCCCUGCGGCACUGCCCUCGGUCGCUACCACACCGCUGGAACAGCCGCCUGGGGAUGCCGAAGCCGCGGUGCACAAGGCGUCUUCACCCAAGGCGUCCUCUUCGAAGGCUUCCGCGCCCAAGGCAUCUUCUCCCAAGGGCGCUUCGCCAAGGGCCGCCCAUUCACUGCAAGAUAUUCUCAAUCCCGUCGACGACGGAGACGUACCGGAGCCAUUACAGGUUGAUGACGCCUAUGGCCCCGACGACAACGACAACGAUUCGACGUACGGCUCAGACAGUGCGACAAACUACACUGGCUCUGUAUCCUCUUCUAUCUAUCACUACCAGUAUGAGAAUGGUCGGCGAUACCACGCCUAUCGCGAGGGCCAAUACGUACUGCCCAACGACGACCAAGAGCAGGAGCGUCUCGACCUGCAACAUCACAUAUGGCGCCUCCUACUCCGCGGCAGCCUGUACACGGCGCCCCUGCCCUCGCCACCAGCAGAAGCCGAGGAUCCGCCAGCCGACGGAUCCCUCCGCAUUCUCGAUCUCGGCUGCGGUACCGGCAUCUGGGCUAUUGACAUGGCCGAUGAAUUCCCACACGCCCAUGUCUACGGCGUCGAUUUAUCUCCUAUCCAGCCUGAUUGGGUGCCGCCAAACUGUAAGUUCCACGUCGAUGACUACGAAGAUACCUGGACCUAUGGCCCCGACGAGCGAUUCGAUUACAUCCACGGCCGUGCCUUGUCGGGCACCUCUGGUGACUGGGCACGCUUUUACAGCAACGUGCGCGAGCAUCUAGUUCCUGGCGGGCGUCCCACAUGUUUGGCAAGCCUAUCAACAUUGCGCGUUUCCACAAACAAUGGAUGCAAGAUGCUGGAUUCGAGGACGUCAAAGAAGUCGUAUAUCGCAUCCCGAUCGGACCCUGGGCCAAGGAUCCAGCCUUGA